GAUCACAAUGGGGAAAGGCUGCAUGAAGGCAAUCAAGUACUUCCUGUUCCUCUUCAAUGUCCUCUUCUUCCUGUUUGGCGCCCUCAUCAUGGGGUUCGGACUGUGGGUCCUUCUGGACAAGGAGAGCUUCAUGGUCAUCCUGCAAGAGUCCUCCACAGUGCUGAAGAUAGCUUCCUACAUCCUGAUAGGUGUCGGUGGUCUCUCCAUGUUGAUGGGCUUCCUGGGUUGCCUGGGGGCUAUCUAUGAGAUCCGCUGUCUGCUGGGCCUGUACUUCACCUGCCUGCUGCUGAUUCUGAUUGGUCAGGUGGCAGCCGGUGUACUCAUCUACUUCCAGAAGGACCUGCUAAAUAAGGAGAUGUCCAACAUCGUGACCCAGAUCCUGAGCAACUACCCUGGGAAGAACAGCACCACCGAGCAGGCCUGGGAUUACAUACAGAGGACGAUGGAGUGUUGUGGAUGGAGUGGUCAUAUGGACUGGCAUGGUAAUGCUGUCGUAGUGAACAGUUCCCAGCUGCUGUUCCCGUGUUCCUGUCAGAACGUGUCUCUGGUUGAGGGUAACUCCCCCUCCGACAGUGGUUUCUGUGAGGCACAGUCACUUGAUUGGCCCGUCUACAACAGGGGCUGUAACUCCAGUGUAGAGAGCUGGCUGUUUGCCAACGUUGGAGUGAUCCUGGGUGUCUGCCUGGGAGUGGCUGUCAUCGAGCUCCUGGGUAUGAUCCUGUCCAUAGGGCUGUGUAAGAGCAUACACACUGAGGAUUACACCAAAGUGCCAAAGUACUGAAGAUGAUGACUGGGGACGCUAUGACACACACACACACACACACACACACACACACACACACACACACACACACACACACGUACGGUGCAGAUGUUUAUUUGAUUUCAUUUUUUUUGUUUAAUUUCUUUUUUGUUUGUAUUUUUUGGGGGGGAGGCACAUGUCUUUUCUCUCAGUCCAGUUUCCAUCUGAGCACUUUAGAGACUGUAGUUAUGGAUUAGAGAGGAAGACGAGAGCAGACCGGGUCACAGAGACAAACAGGAAAGAGAGAUGUGAAGAAAGUGAGGACAGGAAGCGUGAAGAGAGGACAGAGAAGACGAGGAUGUAGAAAGAGAUGGAGGGUCGUCUCCUACCCUCGGCAGAUGCAGUCUACCACAUCCUUGACUUCUGGGGAAAGAUCCAUUUUAUCAUCAGGAAUCAAUCAUGAUCGGCAUUGUUUGUCAGCUCUCAUAGGGUCCAAUCCUAACUUCAGAUAUGCAUGGGUAACUUUCACGUUUUGAAAAUGUAAAAAUGUGAGAUUUUCAAUUGGAGAAUUUAAUGAGGAGAUUUGUGAAAAUGUGAGUUACGUUCACCGAUCUCAAGUUCGGUUAACGGUUGUUAUUGAGUUGACCUGACUAGAAGAGGAAGAGUUCGGGUUAUUGGACUCCUGGAAAAUAAACAACGUUUCUGUUUUUAUUUUCUGUUCUUCAGUGUUUUGAGGAGUUAUGCAUUUUGUUUGUUAUAGUACCUUGUAUAUAAUUUAGUUUGGUAUUUCGUGAGCCUCUGAAUCUGCGUUUUUUUUGUUGUGAAGAUGGUUUUUUUUUCAUUGCACAGGGGAUAUUAUUUGCUGCCCUACGUUUUCUGAGCUAGAUAUAUAUAUAUGUAAAUCUGUUCUAUGGUAUUCCCACGCGUAACAGAGGGAUAUAUGUGACUGUAUGCAAAUCUAAACCAGCUUUGAAAUUAUUAAGUUUAAGAUAAAUAUUAUAUCUUUUUGCUCUUCUUGAGGUCAAUUUUCAGUCUACAAAUGAUUUGUGUUCCGGCUCCUUGACCAUCCGCUCAAGAAACAAAUCAUCCCUCUGCUGAAUCUAGUGAAUGACUGCUUUUAACGGGGCUGCGCUCUUAAUUAUCCCCCUCCCACAGUGGCAAAGAAAGUCUCAGUUUACAAGGAUCUUUUGAUGACAAACAGAAUACUUUUGUUAUGAAUUUUAUGUUGAUUGUGGCAUCUUUUCGGGUUGUGAGUUACUCUGAACCUUUUCAUCUUUUUUUUGUGAUGACGGCUUUCACGUAAAUAUCUCAUUUUCCUUCAGAAGACAAACAUACGUGUUUCGUUAAGAAAUGAACCAUUUUGUUUUAACCCUGAUCAACAAAAAAAAUUGUUACGUGACCUUUUUCUGUGAGUGAAGAGCAAAUUUAAAUAACAGAAGCUGGGUUCUGUUUUUUGUUUUGUUUUUUUCAAGAGGAAAAACGUCCGUUUUGUUCUUGAGAAAAGAUCCAUUUUGGACCAGAAAUUCUUUAUGUACAGUAAGUCAUUCAGAAUUAAAUUCAUGUAUAUUUUUUAAACUUUGAAUUAAGGUUUUUGUUUUAUAUUUAGGCUUUUCUUCUUUUGUUUUGUUGUCUGAUUUGAUAACCUUUGACCUUGGAGUUUUUUUUUUUUUUUUUAGUGGUAGGACUAUUAAUUCAGAACUUGAUGAACUUCUGUCUACUAGCUUGAUCAGUCGACGUAUACUCACCCCAUUGACUCUGUUUUGAUUUGGUCAAUAAACAUUGAAUAAAACUGA
This is a messenger RNA of Oncorhynchus tshawytscha (Chinook salmon), 2535 nucleotides long. RefSeq names its product CD82 antigen. Lineage: Eukaryota; Metazoa; Chordata; Actinopteri; Salmoniformes; Salmonidae. The record is from RefSeq and is a predicted model, not a curated record. Gene Ontology annotation, cellular component: membrane.